This is a messenger RNA of Tigriopus californicus, 2675 nucleotides long. It is a transcript of the gene HBS1, whose product is annotated as protein HBS1-like. The coding region runs from base 261 to 2369 and encodes 702 amino acids. The record is from RefSeq and is a predicted model, not a curated record. Gene Ontology annotation, molecular function: GTPase activity; GTP binding. Gene Ontology annotation, biological process: translation. The transcript has a single exon. Lineage: Eukaryota; Metazoa; Arthropoda; Copepoda; Harpacticoida; Harpacticidae.
AACGAGCGAGUCAGAGGCCACGCAGUCCAUUGAAAAAGGAAGGACUGACUGACUGACUGCCUGACCGAUGGACUGAGAGUCCUGAGAAAGAGACAGAGACAGCGCUCAUGUGGACCAUCCACCCGACACACUCCCCUGGAAACACGUGUCCGCCCAUGGGCCCCAUCCCGCCCCCACACUGAUAGUGCACGUCCACGCUCGUUCACCGGCCGCCCGUCCCCUCCCCCAGAUCUCCCCUAGAUCGGGGUCCUGGGUCCAGCAUGGCGCGUCAUCGGGAUGUGCGGAACAUGGACACGGGCGAAUUCGAAGACGAUUACGACUACGGCUCGUCGUACGGCUCGUCCUACAUGGACGAGACCUCGCUGUCCACCUCGGUCGAGCGCGAUUACAUGUAUCGCCGGGGCUCGGUGGGGGCCUCCGGGCACACGCCCAAAAUGGGCCAUUUCUUGGCCCGCCGGUCCGAUUCCAUUAGCUCCGUGCCCGAAGAAGAGGAAGAGGACGAAGGCGGGCAGGCCGGACAGCGGGCGGGCGGGACGGAUGGGGCUGGACGGGGCCGCGUUCGAGCGCGUUCGGAUUCGGAAACCUCGAGUAGUUCCAACCCCGAGGACGACGUGGACCCGCUCAAUGAGGAAGAGGCCGGCAGACUGGCCCAAUGCUUGGAACAGAUUCUGGACAUCGUGGGCGACUCCAUCCCCGAGAGCUCCAUCCGGGAAGUGGUCAAACGCUGCGAUUUCAACCCCGAAGUGGCCUUGAACACCCUGCUCAACAACCCCAUCAAGAGCAUCGGACGACGCGCGCCCAGUCUCACGCCUAAACCCCAGCCUAUUGUGGCGCCAGUGCCCGCGCCCGCGCCCGCGCCGCCGCCGGUGGUGGUGGCCGCCGAGCCGCCCGUGGUGGCCGCCCGACCCAAGCCCAAGUGGUUGAAGGCCGAGGCCAUGAGCGGGCCUCGAUCUCGGAGUGCCAGUCCGGCGGUCAGUGCCGCCAACGGCAAGUGGCGGGACACGGCCCCGCCCAGCGUGAGCACACCCAAAGUGUCCAUGCGAAAAGGCGAAUUGGACGCGCGGGCGCGGUACCAAAAGGAGCGGGCUGGCGCCCAGGUCCCGCUGAACUUGGUGGUGGUGGGCCAUGUGGACUCCGGCAAGUCGACCUUGAUGGGCCACCUCCUGUUGGCCUUGGGCCAGGUCAGCGCCAAACUCAUGCACAAAUACGAGACCGAGUCCAAGAAGCUGGGCAAACAGUCCUUCGCCUUGGCCUGGGUCCUGGACGAGAGCGCGGAGGAGCGCGAGCGCGGCAUCACCAUGGACGUGGGUCAGCACAAGUUCCAGACGGCCAGCAAGUGCGUCACGCUCUUAGAUGCGCCCGGUCACAAGGACUUCAUCCCCCACAUGAUCAGCGGGGCCUAUCAGGCCGAUGUGUCCAUUCUCGUGGUGAACGCCACGCGCGGCGAGUUCGAGGCGGGCUUCGAGAUGGGCGGGCAGACCCGUGAGCACGCUCUCCUUGUCAGAUCGCUGGGUGUGUCUCAGCUCGUGGUGGCCGUGAACAAAUUGGACACGGUGGGCUGGGAUCUGGCUCGGUUGGCCGACAUCACGGCCAAGCUGGCCCACUUCCUCCGCCAGGUGGGCUUCAAGGAGUCGGACGUGGUGUACGUGCCUUGCUCGGGCUUCACCGGGGACAAUCUGAUCCGACCCAGUCCCCAUCUGAGCUCGUGGUACACGGGACCCACCCUGGUGGAAGCUAUCGACGCCUUCAAGCCGCCCGAGCGAUUGGUGGACAAACCGUUCCGCAUGUUCAUCUCCGACAUCUACAAGGGUCAGGCCUCGGGCAUUUGUUGCGCGGGUCGCAUCGAGUCCGGACUCGUGCUCAAGGAGGACAAGGUGCUCAUCAUGCCCCUUCAAGAGGUGGCCACCGUCAAGAGUGUCCAGCAAGACGAACUCUCCGUGUUAUCGGCCUUUGCCGGCGACCAUUGCUCUCUCGUGCUAGUGGGUCCGGAUCAAACCAGUCUCGCCAACGGGAUGGUGCUGUGCGACCCGCAGAAUCCCAUUCCCGUGACCAAGCGGUUCGAGGCCCGGAUUGUGAUCUUCAAUAUCGACAUUCCCAUCACCAAGGGCUACACGGUGGUGUUGCAUUAUGGGAGUGUGCAAGUUCAGGCCGUGCUCAAGCGGCUCCUCACGCAGAUCCACAAGUCCACGGGCGAGGUCAUCAAGAACAAGCCCCGGUGUCUGACCAAGGCGUGCAGUGCUGUGGUGGAGGUGGCCUUGGACACGCCCAUCUGCUUGGAGACGUACUCGCAUAUCAGAGAGUUGGGGCGGUUCAUGCUCCGAAAUGGGGGCAAGACCAUCGCUGCGGGCGUGGUGACCAAGAUUCUAUGAACUGGAAUGGCAAUUCGCCUCUUGCCCAUUAUUGCCUUUGUCUCUCUGCUACCUUGAACCAAUUGGGGAAACUCUCAAACACACACACACAAACAAACGAAUGAACCACACACGGCUCCUCUUUUCUUUUUUAUUUUAUCAUUAUUCCUUCUUCUUAGCCAGAAUCUUUGUCAUUUUUACCGGUAACAUGGGAAUCGUCAAAUGUCAUGUUUUCCUCGGAAUACACCUACUUCCCCGGGAAAGAGUUUUAUACCGCCACAUAUAUGCCUUCUUUCCAAUAACGCCCGUUUCACCACUGUUUUCUAG